AUGCGAAACGAGCUGGAUAGGGUUACCAUCGUCAGCGACGACUGUUGUUUCGGCAAUGAGUACCGAUUCCCUCGCGCCGUCGAAACGGCGUACCGGCGGCGCGGCGGUGACCGUUACAACCUGGAGUCGCUGCUGCUGUUCGUGCAGUGCAAGGCGGUCAAGCACACGGAGUAUAUGCAGCGAGCGCGCGCGCAAACCCUGCAGAUCGUCACCUUCACGGAUCGCAAGCCGCUCCUGGUGUGCCUGCCUCGUCCUUCCCUUCUCUCCCUCGCGGAGUAUCUAGAAGGCCAUCUGCAGACCACGGACGCCAUCGAUCUCAUCGCGCCUAUCGGCCUUCCCCCCUCCGCUCCGCCUUCCGCCGCGCCCCCCGCGUCCAUCCCCUCUUCCGGAGCCGCCACGUCAGCAGCUCCCGGUGGUUUAGGGCAAGGCGCGCAUGGCUCCACGUCAGCAGCGGUAGAUGGUGCCACGGGGCCAGGAGGUUUGGGAGCAGCCGAGGCUGGGGAUCAGGCUCGGAAGAGGAGCAGAUGGGAUACGGACAAAAGGGCCAGCGGGGCUGGGGGAGACGCGGGAGCAGCAGGCGCAGACGGCGGGGGAGCGGGGGGAUAUGACGUGUACGGCAAGAGGCAGAGGGGAGAAGGAUCGCAGGCAGGCCUAGGCACGGGAAGAGGCAUAGCCUAUCACUCAGAAGCUGUCCCUGGGAUGGCCGCUGCAGGACUGACUGUAGGAGGGCUGGGACUGGGAGGCGGGGGGAUGAGCGAGGAGGAGGAGAGGGAGGCGAUCAGAGAGCUGAUCAAGCGAGAGAGGCCGGUGAGGGACCGGGAGACGGUGCUGCUGUGCCCUCGCAAGAAGGACGCGUUUGCGUCGGUGCUGGCCAUGCUGAACCGCCGCGAGCACGAGCGGAAGAAGCUGGACGUGGCGCAUAGGGAGGCCUCCAAACGCGGCCACCCGCCCGCCCCCUCCUCCGCCCGCCCCUCCAGGGACGCGCGGGGAGGAGGCGCGGGCGCUGGUGCUGCUGGUGGCGGGGGCGGGGGAGGGGGAGGGGGGCGGCAGGACGAGAGGCAGGUGUGGCGGGACUACAUGGGGACUGAUGCACUGGAGGAGCUGGGAAUCAACCCCACCCAGUCCUCGUACGUUCAGCCCGGCAGAGGGGGAAGUGGUGGUGCUGCUGGUAGCGGUGCUGCUGGUGGUGGUGGCAGUGGGUCAGGUGCUCUAGUUGUCGCCUCCCAGGGGAAGCCAGAGGGGCAGCACAGCCGAUCUCAGCCGUCCAACCCGCCUCCAUCCUCCCGCCACGCGCGCCCUCAUGGCAACCCGGCCCACCAAUCCCAACACAAACAGCACGGCAGCUCUGGCGGCGGCAGCGGCAGUGGCAGCGCAGCAGCAGCGGCAGGAGGGAGCCUGGUGCCGAUCAUCCUAGUGCCCAGCGCAGCUCAGACGCUGAUAAACAUUUUCAACGUGAAAGAUUUUCUCGAGGACGGAGCGUACGUGCCUGCGGAGGAGAAGGCGAAAGCAGCGGGGGGGAAGCGGCCCGAGAUGGUGGCGGUGCAGCGGCGGAUGGGGCGGGACAAGGCGGUGGUAUACCACGUGAGGGACCGGCCCGAGGGGCUGUCGAAACGGGUGCGUAAUUCCGCUCAGUGCUCUGCGUGUUCUGCUUGUGACGGUAAUUAUUGGUUAGAGCGUACAUGUGCAUGGGUGUUGGAUUUCUCCAAAGCUCGGUUGUUGGUCAACCCCCUUGCCUCGGCUCGGCCUUCUCACAGCGUGCCAUGCAGUGCUGCUGGCUGUGCCACUGUCAUUCAUCUUCCUGCCCGCAUGUGCACCAUGGCCUGCCCCCUUGUCCCGCAUGCCCCACCUGAGCAGGACUGGGACCGGGACUGGGACCGAGUGGCAGCGGUGUUUGUGCUGGGCAAGGAGUGGCAGUUCAAGGGGUGGCCCUUCAAGGACCAUGUCGACAUCCUCUCCAAAGUGAUGGGGGUGUUUGUGCGCUUUGAGGACGACAGUGUGGAGUCAGCAGCCACAGUGAAGAAUUGGAACUGCAGCAUCCUCGCUCACACCUCUCUUUCUCUGCACAUACUCUGCUCCUUACCCUCCUCCUUUCCCCCCACUCCACCCCACCCCAAUCUCCCCUCUCUCCUCCACUCCUCUCCACCCCUCCACACCUCCCAGAUUAGCAAGUACAAGCGGCAUCAGGAUCGCACAGCAGCGCUCACCUUCUGGGACAGGCUCGACAAGUUUCUGGCCGCCCGCAAGUCCGUGCUCGCCUACUAG
This is a messenger RNA of Closterium sp. Naga37s-1, 2262 nucleotides long. The record is from the annotation of a GenBank genome assembly. NCBI's taxonomy places the organism in Eukaryota, Viridiplantae, Streptophyta, Zygnematophyceae, Desmidiales, Closteriaceae.